Messenger RNA from Condylura cristata (star-nosed mole), 4861 nucleotides. RefSeq names its product ring finger protein 17 (gene RNF17). The record is from RefSeq and is a predicted model, not a curated record. The transcript has 36 exons. Lineage: Eukaryota; Metazoa; Chordata; Mammalia; Eulipotyphla; Talpidae. The coding region runs from base 1 to 4809 and encodes 1602 amino acids.
AUGCAGCGGCAGAGUUGGCCCUGUGGCGCGGCAGAAAUUCAGUGCACUCAUUGUGGAAGAAGGGCAACCAGAGCUGCCGGUCACCAUUAUGAACUUCAGUGUGGACAUACUUUUUGUGAACUGUGUUUGUUAAUAACUGAAGAAUACAGCACAAUUACAUGCCCUGAUUGUGAGGUUGCUACAACUACAAAUUGGAGACAAGAAUAUUACCCAGCAGAUGGGUGUAUCAAAGAAGAUUCUUUUAUGGAAAAAUUGCAGCCGAAAAAGGUAAAGUAUUCUCAGAGCUUUAAGAAGACUGCUAACCAACACAUUGUUGAUUCAGAAUAUUCUGCCUCCACUUGCAGGACAGUUUUGAAGCCAUCAACUAUAAUGACGGAAACCAAAACUGCUGAAGAAAUUGAUGAAGCACUGAUGACAGCAGGCUAUAAUCUUGAACAAUUAAAUGUUGCUGUGAAAGUCCUUGAACACAUGCACAAACAAACAAAAGAAGAGGCAUUCAGUCUUAUGGAAAGUCUGGAGAAACAGUUUGAUCAGCUCUUUACUUCUCUUGAUUCUAGGAAAAAGAGCCUGUGUGAAGAAGUAAUGAGAAAUAGAGAUGAUUAUUUAUCAAAUGUAGCAAUGACCAAAAGCUACAUUGAAGAGAAAAAAAAAGAUUUGGAUGCAGCAAUGAAGAUAGCAAGAGAGUUAAAAUCAGCACCUUCUCUAAGAACAUAUUGUGACCUGAAUCAGAUUAUCUGGAAUUUGAAAUCAACAUUUGAGAGUGAAUUGUCACAGGUCAGCUCUCUAAAAUUAAGAUGUUCUCCCAAGUUGAGUAUGAAUUGCAGUGAGAUCAUCUGUAUGUUUAACAAUAUGGGAAAGAUUGAAUUUGAGGAUUCAGCAAAAUGUAAUUCCCAAGAAAAUGAAAUUGGACAGAGUGUUCAAAGGAAAUAUAAAAAGGAAUUUUCUUGUCUUGACACCUACCCAUCAUCACAAAAGAAAAAUGUUGAUAUAUCUGUUCUAACUGAUGAAGCCCCACCAGCUCCCUUGCAACAGGAAACCAGUAAUGCUCAUUUAGAAGCAAAAACCUUCCAGCCACAGAAAGAGGUUGUCGCAAUAACAUCCCCUAAAACUGUUGCUGCUCUGCCUCAGAUGGGAUCUAGCCCCGAUGUGAUAAUUGAAGAAAUUAUUGAAGAAAACCUGGAAAGUUCUCCAGAGCUAGUUUUUGUGAGCCAUGUGAUACAUCCCUGUCACUUCUACAUUCGAAAGUAUUCACAAAUAAAAAAUGUAACAAUAUUGGAAAAGAAGGUGAAUCAAUUUUGCAAUAAGAGUUUACACCUUAAUCCUUCAGACGAUUUGGAGCUAGGUGCAAGAAUAUUUGUCAAGAGUAUUGAAAAUGGAAUGUGGUGUCGAGGAACUAUCACUGAAUUAAUUCCAAAAGAAAGUGAAAAUACUAGAAAACUUUGUAGUCCAACCAAAUUCUCAGUCCGUGAAGUUGCACGAAUACAAAUAUUCAUGGUAGAUUUUGGAAAUUCUGAAGUCCUAAUUGUCACAGGAGUUGGUGAUACCCAUGUGAGAUCAGAACACAUUGCUGAGCAUCAUUUAGUGCUAAAUGACUUAUGUCUGGUUCUAAGGAAAUCUCAACCACACAUUGAAGGACUCCUGGAAGACAUCCAACCAUUAGCACAAUUAUGCUCAUUGAAAGACAUUGUUCCACAGAAUUCAAAUGAAGGGUGGGGAGAAGAUGCUAAAGUAGAAUUUUUGAAAAUGGUAAAUAACAAGGCUGUCUUAAUGAAAGUUUUUAGAGAAGAAGAUGGUGUGCUUAUUGUAGAUCUGCAGAAACCACCAACAAAUAAAAUAAGCAGUGAUAUGCCUGUGUCUCUUAGAGAUGCAUUAGUUUUUAUGGAACUAGCAAGGUUUAGAUCACAGUCCCCAAGAAGUCAUUCUGGAAAAAAUACAGCUUUACACUAUCAUCCACCUAUUUUGCCUAAAGAAAUGACUGAUGUCUCCGUUAUGGUUUGUCACAUAAAUAGUCCUAGUGAUUUUUAUCUUCAGUUGAUAGAGAGCCUAGAUUUUUUAUUUCUACUAAAGACAAUUGAGGAAUUCUAUAAAAGUGAAGAUGGGGAAAAUCUGGAAAUCCUCUGUCCAAUUCACAAUCAAGCCUGUGUUGCCAAAUUUGAAGAUGGAGUUUGGUAUCGAGCAAAAGUUGUUGGUUUGCCAGGACAUCGGGAGGUUGAAGUUAAAUAUGUGGACUUUGGCAAUACUGCAAAAAUAACACUUAAAGACAUGCGUAAAAUAAAGGAUGAGUUUCUGAAUCCCCCUGAGAAGGCAAUUAAAUGUAAGCUAGCCUAUAUUGAACCAUGUAAAAGGACAAUGCAGUGGCCAAAAAAAUCUAAAGAAAAAUUUGAAGAAAAGACUCAAGAUAAAUUUAUGACAUGUUCAGUUAUUAAAAUUCUGGAAGAUAAUGUGCUGUUAGUUGAGCUUUUUGAUUCUCUUGGUGCUCCUGGGAUGACUCCUACUAGUAUUAAUGACCAGCUAGUCAAAGAAGGCCUAGCAUCUUAUGAAACGGGAUAUUCCUGCAAAACUAAUUCCAAAAAGCAUAUUGAAGUAUGGGACCCUUCUCCAGAAGACAUUAUUUCCAAUGAAGUAAACAGCUUUAACCCUGUGUCUGCAAAAUCUCUACCUAAUGAGAAUCUUCAAUCACUAUACAAUAAGGAACUCCCUGUACAUAUCUGUAAUGUAGUAUCUCCUGAGAAGAUUUAUGUUCAGUGGUUAUUAACAGAAAACUUACUUAACAGUUUAGAAGAAAAGAUGGUUGCUGCUUAUGAAAACUCAAAAUGGGAACCUAUUAAAUGGGAAAAUGAUAUGCACUGUGCUGUUAAGAUCCCAGACAAAAAUCAGUGGCGAAGAGGUCAGGUCAUCAGAAUGGUUACAGACACAUUGGUAGAGGUCUUGCUGUAUGAUGUGGGUGUUGAGCUACUAGUGAAUAUUAACUGUUUAAGAGAACUUCAAGAAAACCUUAAGACAAUGGGAAGAUUAUCUUUGGAAUGCUCUCUUGUUGAUAUAAGACCAACCGGUGGCAGUGACAAAUGGACAGCUACAGCUUGUGAUUGCCUUUCAUUGUACCUAACUGGAGCUGUAGCAACUAUAAUCUUACAGGUAUGUAGUGGAGAAAAUAACACAUCAUGGCCAUUACCUGUGAAAAUUUUCUGCAGAGAUGAAAAAGGAGAGCGUGUUGAUGUUUCCAAAUAUUUGAUUAAAAAGGGUUUGGCUUUGAGAGAAAAGAGAAUUAAUAAAUUAGAAAAUAGCCAUGCCUUAUUUGAAAAGUCUCUGGAAAUCCCCCUGGAACAAGAAAACUCAAUGAUUUCUAAGUGUAUUAAAAUUAAAUUUGACCCUGACAAAACUGCUGAUAAUAUCAGUGAGCACAUGGUAUCUGAAAUUAAGGGGAAAAAUGUAGAAGCAAGAAUUACUGGAAGUUAUAAACCACCAGCCAUUCCUAACAUGAAAGUAUUUGAGGCAAUAAUCAGCUGCAUUGGUGAUGAUGGAACUAUAUUUGCAGUACCUAAAUUUGCAGAGUUAGAGCUAAUAAAAAUGAUGAAUGAAAUACAAAGUAGCUUAAAAUGCCUUGGUCUUUUGGAGCCUUAUUCCUGGAAAAAAGGAGAGGCCUGUGCUAUAAGAGGAUCAGAUACAAUGUGGUAUCGAGGCAAGGUGAUGGAAGUUGUUGGCGGCACUAUCAGGGUACAAUAUUUAGAUCAUGGAUUCACUGAGAAGAUUCCACAGUGUCAUCUUUACCCUAUUUUGCUUUACCCUGAUACACCCCAGUUCUGUAUUCCUUGUCAGCUCUAUAAUACUGUACCUGUUGGAAAUGUCUGGCAACCAGAUGCAGUAGAACUCCUGCAAGAACUGCUUUCAAAAAGAGAGGUGGAAAUUCACAUUAUGGAAUUACCUGAAAAUCCAUGGGGGAAAUCAUCUGUUCAUCUCUAUUUUGAUGGAAUGUCACUUUCUUACUUUAUGGUCCAUCAUAAAUAUUGUACUGUUGAACAUUCUGAGGAAAUAUUAAAAGAAAAACCAACAAAUUACAAUAAAAAGUAUGAGGAAGAAAGAUGGGAAAUAAGGUUUGAGGAAUUGCUUUUGUCUGAAACAGAGACUCCUAUUUUACCACCCUAUUUGUGUUCAUCUCUGCCUCCCCCAGAAGAACUUUAUGCUGUUCAAGUUAAGCACGUUGUAUCACCUAAUGAAGUAUAUAUUUGCCUUGAUUCUGUAGAAAACUGUAAUCUGUUUAGCCAACAUAGUGACACAGAUGACAGUGGAGUCAGCUGGGAAUCCGAGUUUGAAAGCCUUGAUGAAGCCUUGCGGAUAUUUAAUAAGAAUAUGGAGACAUUUCCUCCGCUGACAGAUUUUAGGACAGAAAUGCCUUGCCUUGCAGAAUAUGAUGAUGGCCUAUGGUAUAGAGCAAAAAUUGUUUCCAUUAAAGAAUUUAAUCCUCUGGCUGUCUUGGUACAGUUCGUUGAUUAUGGAUCAACUGAAAAGCUGACAACAAACAGACUGCGUCAAAUUCCUCUUCACCUUAUGCAGUAUCCAGCCCGAGCCAUAAAGGUUCUCUUGGCAGGGUUUAAACCUCCAUUAAGAGAUUCAGGAAAGACAAGAAUACCAUAUUGUCCCAAAUGGAGCAUGGAAGCAUUAUGGGCUAUGAUAGACUGUCUUCAAGGAAAACAACUUUAUGCUUCUUCCAUGGCUCAGGCACCAGAACAAAUAGUGACUUUAUAUGAAGAUAAUCAGUAUCCAGUUCAUAUGUCACUAAUAGAAAUGGGGCUUGCAGACCAAGAUGAAUAAUGUAUACAGUAUAGAGCACCUAUAGCAACCCAGAAGAAUUUUUUGUUACAUU